AUAGGCCAGGUGUGGUGGCUAACACCUAUAAUCCCAGCACUUUGGGAGGCCGAGGUGAGCAGAUCACUGGAGGCCAGGAGUCUGAGACCAGCCUGGCCAAUAUGGCAAAACCCCAUAUCUACUAAAAAUACAGAAAUUAGCCUGGCAUGCUGGUACACACGUGUAAUCCAGCUACUCAGGAGGCUGAGGCAGGAGAAUCGCUUGAACCUGGGAGGCAGAGGUUGCAGUGAGCUGGGCGACACUGAGAGACCCUGUCUCAAAAAAAAGAAAAAAGGGGAGGUGGGUAAAACGAGCAAAAAAUAAUUACCAUAGAUAUGAGUGUGAAGUCGCACUGUUUGGAUAUUGAGAAAACUUGCAUGAGAUAGUUUUUAGAGGAUAGAUACUUUUUCUGUAAAUUUGUUGACAGGCAUUCCAGGCAGACAGAAUGAAGAACAGUCUGUAGGCUGGUAAUGGUGGCUCAUUCCUGUAAUCCCAGCACUUUGGGAGGCAGAGGUACGAGGAGUGCUUGAGCCCAGGAGUUUGAGACCAGCCUGUGCAACAUAGUGAGACCCUGUCUCUUAAAAAAAAAAAAAAAAAAAAAAGCCAGGUGUGGUGGCACAUGCCUGUAGCCCCAGCUACUCAGGAGGCUGAGGUGAGAGGAUUACUUGAGUCUGGGAGGUCAAGGCUGCAGUAACCUGUGAUCUUACCACUGCGUCCUGGAAGACAAAGGAAUUAGGGCUAGGGCACACCUGCAAUUCCAGCACUUUGGGAGGCUGAGGUGAAUAGAUUUCUUGAGCCCAGGAGUUUGUAACCAGCCUAAGCAACAUGGUGAAACCCUUUCUCUAUAAAAAUAAUAAGUCUAUGAAUGCUUUCACCAUAAGGGCUGGGAAUAGAAAGAGUACUGAUAGCUGGGUUUGGUGGCUCAUACCUGUAGGAAACUCAUACACUUUAGGAAACUGAGGUGGAAGGAUCACGAGCCCAGGAGUUUGAGACCAGCCUGGGCAACAUAGUGAGAACCCAUCCCUACAAAAAAUUUUUGAAAUCAGCCAGGUGUGGUGACAUGUGCCUGGGGUCCUUGCUACUUCAGAGGCUGAGGUAGGAGGAUUGCUUGAGCUCAGAAGGUUGAGGCUGCGGUGAGCCAUGAUUGCAACACUGCACUUCAGCCUGGGCAACAGAGCAAGACCUUGUCUUUAAAAAAAAAAAAAAAAAAAGCAUUGGUGUGUAGGAGGAAUAAAUGAGAGAUUUUUUUCACUGGGCUAAUCAAUUGCUAGAAUAAUUAGUAGUUUGUGGGAUUCAGUUGCUUUUAGUAGAGGCAGUAAAAUGCAAUUAUGAUUUAUUAAAAUACUGGAUUGUAGGGUGGGUGCAGUGGCUCACACAUGUAAUCCCAACACUUUGAGAGGCUGAGGCAGGUGGAUCACCUGAGGCCAGGAGUUCCAGACCAGCCUGGGCAACAUGGUGAAAUCCUGUCUCUCCUAAAUAUACAAAAAUUAGCUAGUCGUGGUGGUGCAUGCCUGUAGUCCCAGCUACUGAGGAGGCUGAGGCACAAGAAUUGCUUGAACACUGGAGGUGGAGGUUGCAGUGAACUGAAAUCACAUCACUGCAUGCUAGCCUGGGUGACAGAGCAAGACUGUCUCAAAAAAAUAAAAAUAUAAUUUUGUAUGUGUGGUAACAAAGAUGAACACAUAAAUGCUGGUCUUCAAUGGAACAGAAUAGGUAACUCAGAAAUAAGGCCACACACCUCCAACUAUCUGAUAUUCAACAAACAUUACAAAAAUAAGAAAUGGGGGAAGGAUUCCCUAUUUAAUAAAUAGUGCUGGGAUAACUGGCUAACUAUAUGCAGAGAACAGAAACUGGACCCCUUACACCAUAUACAAAAAUUAAGAUGGAUUAAAGAUUUAAAUGUAAAACAACUAUAAAGACUCUGGAAGACAACAUAGGCAGUACCAUUCUGGACAUAGAAAUGGGCAGAGAUUUCAUGAUGAAGACACCAAGAACAAUUGCAAGAAAAGCAAAAUUUGACAAACAGGAUCUCAUUAAAGAGCUUCUGCACAGCAAAGGAAACUGUCAACAGAGUGAACAGAGAACCUACAGAAUGGGAGAAAAUUUUUGCAAACUAUGCAUCUGACAAAGGUCUAAUAUCCAGCAUCUAUAAGGAACUUAAAUUUACAAGAAAAAAACAACCCCAUUAAAAAGUGGGCAAAAGGCAUGAACAGACACUUUUCAAAAGAAGACAUACAUGCGGCCAAUAGUCAUAGGAAAAAGAGGUCACAUCACUAUCAUUAGAGAAAGGCAGAUCAAAAGGCAGAUACCAUCUCACACUGGUAAGAAUUGCUAUUAGUCAAAAAAUAACAGAUGCUGGUGGGGUUGUGGAAAAAAAAGAAUGCUUAUACACUCUUGGUGAGAGUAUAAAAUAGUUCAGUCAUUGAGGAUGACUGGGUGGCGAUCUCUCAAAUAACUAAAACCAGAAAUACCAAUUGACCCGGCAAUCCUAUUACUGGGUAUAUACCCAGAGGAAUAUAAAUUGUUCAUGCAUAUGUUCAUUGCAGCACUAUUCAAAAUAACAAAGAUGAGGAAUCAACCUAAUGCCCGUCAAUGGCAGACUGGAUAAAGAAAAUGUGGUACAUAUACACCAUAAAAUACUAUGCAGCCAUUAAAAAAAAAUUGUGUCCUUUGCAGGAACAUGGAUGGAGCUGGAGGCCAGUAUCCUUAGCUGACCAAUGCGGGACCAGGAAACCAAAUGCCUCAUGUUCUCACUUAUAAGUGGAGGGCUAAAUGAAAACACAUGAACACAUAAGGGGAACAACAUACACUGGGGCCUACUGGAGGGUGAAGAGUGGGAGGAGGGAGAGGAUCAGGAAAAAUAACCAAUGGAUACUAGGCUUAAUACCUGGAUGAUUUAAUAAUCUGUACCACAAACCCCUGUGACACAAGUUUACCUAUGUAACAAAUCUGCACAUGUACCCAUGAACUUAAAACUUUUUAAAAUGCUGGUCUUGGCCUCCAAAACCAGCAUUAUAUGAAAAAUUACACUUCAUGACAGUCUUUGAAGAAUAAAACACAAAGGUAAUGAAAUUGUCAUCACCUAUAUAUGUCUGGCCUCUCCCAUGAGGUUAUAUGAACAUUGCAAAGAAUUCAACCUAUUAUUUCCUAUAUUCCCAGAGGCUAGUCUACUAUGAAGUACAGAAUAGGUGCUAAAGAAAUAUUUAACAAAAUCGUAAGGCUUUUAAAGAUAGUUUUCUCCUAAGUUUACCUUUGGUUAAGAAUCGGUAAUUAAUAUAUUAAACGUAUGGUAGUAUUCCAUGAUAACAAAUUUUUCAAACCAGUGAUAAAGAUUUCUAAUGCUGUCUUAUAUAAACAAGAAUAGAACUUGUAUCAGAAUUGUUUCAAUUGUAAUUUAAUUAUCCAAGUUGUUAUUGACCUACAUUGUCAAAGCACACUAUAUUAUCACCUGCUUUUGAUUAUCUACCUGCACAUUAUCCAUUUGGUACAUUAUCUAGCACCCUUGUACAAUGGCUGGUACAUAGUAGACACUCAACAGAUAUGCUAUUUUCUACUCAUGCCUAUUGGUUAAAAAUCACCUGGACACAGAAAAUUCUUCAUUGACAUAAAAUUCUCCAUUGAUCAUUCUUUUUUGUGUUGGGCAUUCCUAGAGUACUGUAUUCAUAGCUCUGGCUUUUGCCCCUAAAUUAUUCUCUCUCUUUCUCUUUAAAUUUUCAUUUUUUUAUAGACAGGGUCUCACUCUGUCACCCAGGCUGGAAUGCAAUGGAGCAAUGGUAGGUCACUGCAGCCUCCAACUCCUGGAAUCAAGCAGUCCUCUCACCUUGACCUCACAAAUAUCUGGGAGUACAGGUGCAUGCCACCUUAUCAAGCUAUUUAAAAAAAUUUUUUUUUUUAGUGAUGGGGUCUUGCUGUGUUACCCAGGCUGGCCUCAACCAAUCCUCCUGUAUUGGCUUCCCAUAGCAGUGGGAUUACAGGCAUGAGCCACUACUCCUGGCCUGCUAUUCUUCUUUUAUUGAUGUAUUCACUCCUGUGGCUUUAUUAAUUGAGUCUAGACCAAUAUAUCAAUUUCUUCAGGGAAAACUUUAGUAAAAGAAAAGACAGGCUGGGCGCUGUGGCUCAUGCUUGUAAUCUUAGCACUUUGGGAGGCUGAGGCAAGUGAAUCACCUGAGUUCGGGAGUUUGAGACCAGCCUGACCUACAUGGAGAAACCCUGUCUCUACUAAAAAUACAAAAUUAGCCAGGCGUGGUGGCACAAGCCUGUAAUCCCAGCUACUCAGGAGGCUGAGGCAAGACAAUCACUUGAACCUGGGAGGUGGAGGUUGCAGUGAGCUAAGAUCGUGCCAUUGCACUCAAGCCUGGGCAACAAGAGUGAAACUCUCAUCUCAAAAAAAAAGAAAAAGAAAAGAUAGUCAGUGGUCAAUUGGUGAUUUCUUUUGUUAAUUGACUUCUCAUAUAUUUCAUUUUAAUAAAUAUCAUUGCUUAGAUUCUUCUCAGGUUUCUGAAUGUUGCAUGAAAUUAUUGAUAGUUCAUUAUGUGCCAGGCAUGGUGUUAAAUAUUGGCGAUGCAAAUCUAAUAAGACAUCCUGAUACGGUGUCUGCAGUCAUUUGGGAGGAAAGAAAUGUAAAGAAAUAAUCAUAAAAUAUUCUAAUAAUACUAGUAUGUUCACACUGAUUGUAUUAUAAAAGAAAAUACAUCUUACUGUUUUAAAAGGUAUUUUAGACAUUUAAUUAUUUCAAAGUCCAUUAAUGUCUUAAAAUGUGAUUAUGGCAAUAUAGUCAGAUUCAACAAAUAUUUUUGAUAUCUUUUAUAAUGUGUUAGUAAAGCCAGAGGAGCUAGAGCAACUUUUAAGUCCCAGUUCUAUUACUUAUUAGUUGUGUGACCUUGAUCCAUACUGGGUAUUCAGUAAGCAACUGACAGUGAAAUUGAGUUUCAAAUGAGAACAAAUUGUGAAAGUACUGUGAAAGCUGUGUAAGACACACUCUCUACCCUCAAAUUAUUUUCAUUAUAAUUUGGAAUAAAAGAGCAUAGCACAAAAGUAAUUAAAAUGUGGAAUAUAGUGAAUUCCACAAGAAUAUAUGUAUAUAUGUAUCUAUAUAUUAUGUUUACACAUAAAUAAUAUAUACAUAUAUAUAUCUAUCUGUGUAUUCUUAGAUAUCCAGUCCAAUCUAGCUUUCAGAUUACUCCAGCCCUCAUUUGAUGCAAACACAAGAGACCCAGAGAAAGAUCUGACAAGCUGAACUCAGUCAAUUCACUGCACAAUGAGAGAUAAUACAAAAUAGUGGUUGGAUUAUUGGUUAAGUAGCUUAAAGAGAUACAAUAUUCUAAUAUUUAAAACCACCUUUGUCUUUCCUUUUUGGCAUCAGCUGCCUAUUUAUAAAGAAUCAUGAACAUCUUGAAAUUGCAACAAUAUUGAAGCUUCAGCACUUUUUAAACCUCCUUUUUAGCCUGAACAGUAUGGAAAAACCUUAUGUUGCCCAGUUGAGGAUGGUGUUACUUUUGCAAGGUUUAUGAGUUCAGAUAGUGAACUCAUCAUCAUUUUUGUUGUCCAAGUUUAGGAGUGUUUGAAUUUUGGACUCUAAACCAACUGAAUUUUUUAUUUCUACAUGGCAUUCAUGACAGUGUUGUAAGUGAAUAUGUUAACAAAGUAAUUCCAAAAUAUCUAGCAAAAUACAUUCAAUAGAGACCUAUUUCUACAAAGGCAAGAAGAUUAUGUUAGUUUUUUAUAGCAUAUAUCAUUUUAAUCUUUCAAAUGGGUAAAAACUUAUUUUCCUUCUGUAAUACUCACUGCGAUAUAAGCUUAUGUGAUCUGCUUUCUCUACCACAAGCUCCUUACAACUUAGUUGAAAUCUGGUUAUCCUAAGAACACUGUUGUCAUUAAAGUCCUCUCUAAUGGCAGAUACAUCCUCUCAUACUCCCAUGUAUAUCAGGGCCAGUAAGUGACUUUGAUGAACUUUGAUCCAACUUUGAGGAACCAGAGCCGUGGAUGAACCUUGAAAAUGCUGUGAUAAACCAGUGCCAUUUGAGAGAAAUUCAAUGGCACCAGUGUUCUCAGGACAACCAGCAUGUACCAGCACUUUAUUACUUUUUCUUGCUGAAUAGUAUUUCAUUGUAUGGCUAUACCACAUUCUGCAUAUCUAUUCAUCAAUUAUUAGACAUCUGGAUUGUUUCUACUUUUUUGCUAUUAUUAAUGAUGUUGCUGUGAACAUUCAUAUACAAGUUUUUGUGUGGACAUACGUUUUCAGUUCUCUUGGGUAUAUACUUAGGAGUGGAAUUGCCAGGUCAUAUGGUAACUCUAAGUUUAAUCUUUUGAGGAAUUUCCAAACUGUUUUCCAAAGUGGUUGCACUAUUUUGCACUCCCUCCAGCCAUAUAUGGGGGUUCCUUUCUCUGCAUCUUUACCAAUAGUUAUUAUCAUCUGUCUUUUUUAUUGUAACCACACUAGUGGAUGUGAAGUGGUAUCACUGGGGUUUUGUUGGUGUUUCCCUGAUGGUUAAUUAUGUGAAGCAUCUUUGUGUGUGCUUUAUUGGCCAUGGUACAUCUUGUUUAGAGAAAUGUUUUUUCAAAUUCUUUGCCCAUUUUUAAUUGGGUUACUUGUCUUUUGUUGUUGAGUUGAUGGCCUCUUUUCUUUUCUUUUGAGAUAAGGUCUUGCUCUGUCAACCAGGCUGGGGUGCAGUGGCACAAUCUCAGCUCACUGCAAUCUCCAUCUCCCAGGCUCAAGCUAUCUUCCCACCUCAGCCUCCAGCAUAGCUGGGACUAUGACCACACCUCACUGUGACCAACUGAUUUCUGUGUUUUUUGUGGAGAUGGAGUUUCACCAUGUUGCCCAGACUGAUCUCGAACUCCUGGGCUCAAGUAAUCCCCUCCACCUCAGCCUCCCAAAGUGCUGGGAUUACAGGUGUGAGCCACUGUGCCCAGCCAGUGGCCUCUUUCCUUAAAAUUUUUACCUUCAACUCUCUUUUCCUGCAUCCCACUUGAAAUACUACUAACUAUUAGGAGUAAAUACUUCUGAUGUAGUAAUUUUCUACAUUUCCUACACCACUUUAACAUUCUAGCAUCCCCAAAAUCUUAACAUCAAACAUUCCACUCCCUGAAGAGCACCUAUAUUUCCAGGGCUUUUGCUAGUACGUCAUAAAAAUAUUUGUUUAAUUUCAUUCAGAUCUCUAAAUCCACUAACUCCUGACUUUUUAACUUUUUAUCAAGAAUUAAAAGAAUUCUACACCUACAAAUAGGUUGCAAAACUAGUGUACACAGUUGCAGUAUAUCCUUUAUCCAGCUUCUCUUGUGAUUAACAUUUUUAUAACCAUAAUACAAUUAUAACAGGAAAUUAACACAGAUAAAACACAAGUAACUAAUCAACAGUCCUUAUUUAAAUUUCACAAACUGCAAAAAUUUUGCUCAUUUUCUUGUCAAGAUCUAAGAUCCCACAUAGCCUUUAGUAGUCAUGUCUUCUUAAUCUCUUCCAACCUAGGAUACUUCCUCAGUCUUCAUCUUUCAUGAUUUUGACAGUUUUGAAGUCACUGACCAGCUAUUUUGUACAAUGUUCUUCAAUUUCGAUGUUGCUUUCUCAUAAUUUUAAAUGAAAAUUAUGCAUUUUUGGCAAGAAUAUAACAGAAUGGAUAUUGUGGCCUUUUCAACCCAUCACAUAAGGGAGUACAUGAUGUCAAUAUUUGUUAUUAGUGCUGAUGUUAACUUUGAUCACUUGUUUAAGGUGCUGUCUGCCAGUUUUAUUACUGCAGAAUUACCAUUUUUCUCUUGGUAAUGAGUAUUUUGUGAAGAGAUACUUUGACACUGUGGAAAUAUCCUGCUUACCAUCAUGCAUUUGCCCACAAAUUUUAGCAUGGUCAAUGAUUCUUGCUUGCAGCAUAAUAUGGUGUUGGCCAAGUGGUGAUUUUCAUUGCUACCAUUACUCUUGCAUUUAUUAAUUGUUAUUCUACUAGAAUAAAAAGCAGCUCCUUUGCACCAUUUGUUUGUUUGUUUGUUUUAAAAUGGAAUCUACCGGGCAUGGUGGCUCAUGCCUGUAAUCCCAGCACUUUGGGAGACUGAGGCAGGCAAAUCACUUGAGGUCAGGAGUUUGAGACCAGCCUGGCUAAACUAGUGAAACUUUGUCUCUACUAAAAAUACAAAAAUUAGCCAGGCUUGGUGGCACAUGCCUGUAGUCCCUGCCACUCGGGAGGCUGAGGCAGGAGAAUCACUUGAACCUGGGAGGCAGAAGUUGCAGUGAGCCAAGAUUGCACUAUUGCACUCCAGCCUGGGCAACAGAUUGAGAUUCAGUCUCAAAAAUAAAUGAAAUAAUAAAAUGGAAUCCUAGAUGUUUAUUGUUUUGUUUAGAUUCACUCGAUGUGGUUGUCAAAAUAUUUCAGAAAAUAUUAAAUAUAUAUUAGGGAAAGUUAAAGAUUAGCCUCAAACCUUUUGGAAGGCCAAAGGGUUUUAUUGGGGCAGGCCGAAGGCGGCCAGUGCAUUAAGUUAGGGAGAGAGAGAGAUGAUCAAAGGCCUUACCCUACACCCAUUUGUCUCCACUCUGUUUACUCAUGUUAAUUUUGUGUUGGAUGGCCUUGGGGAAGAUCUAAGCGGAAUUACUUGUGAAUAGCAUUUACUCUGGGCCCCAAACCUAAAGCUUUUGUCAGUCAUAAAACUGUUCUCUUAACCAUGUUAAUUAUUCACAAGUAUGUUAACUUAGAACCUCUGUUAUGAAUGAAAGUAUGGACAGACAGAGGGUCUGGGUGGAUUGAUUGCAUUUCGCCCUCUGAAAGCAGCCAGUGGCCAUUCCCUAGCCCACUUGGAAUGCUGUAAUGGUGUGAAAAUGCAUUCAUUCAUCCAUCGUUGAGUCAGGGUCUGCCGGUCAGACUUCCAUGGUGGUGGGACCCACAUCUCAGGUGGUGACCCUGACGUGAUCUAGGGCACAUUUUUUUCUUUAGGAUAUCUUUUAGCUAUCGUGACUGUGUUGCUCAGAUUUCCCCAGAUUUGGCCACUUGGUGCCUCUUCAAAUUGGCUUCUUCCUCUUGGUAUGCCUCAAUAAUUAUUUGAUUAUUUCCUUACUUUCUAACUCCAGUACUUUGUCCACAAACCAUUACCCUUUUUGCUGUUACUCAGCUUGAGUUUCAUGAUACAUCAUUAAAAUCAUAUACUAGUGAAGACUGCUGACUCCUUUGUUCCCUCUUACUCUAUCAUAUUUACCACAAAGCCUCACUCUGAUUGAAUCUAAAUGUCUGUCUUCUCCAUACUAGCACCAAAGUAAUGGAUAUUGUCAAGGAAAAAGCAUAACAAUGUUUGUUGGUUGGUUUUACUUUAAAUUCAAGAUCAUACACCUUGUGAUGGUUAAUGUUAGGAGUCAACUUGACUGGAUUGAGGGAUGCCCAGAUGGCUGAUGAAGCAUUGUUUCUGGAUGUGAUUGUGAAUGAAGUGUUGCCAGAGGAAACUGGCAUUUGAGUCAGUGGACUGGGAGAGGAGGACCCACCCUCAGUGUGGUGGACACUGUCCAGUCGGCUACCAUUACAACUAGAACAAAGCAGGCAGAAAAAUGGAGAUAAGCAGCUUGCUGAGUCUCCUGCUGUCUCUUCCCAUGUCCUGCGGGGCACUUGCUUCCUCUCCUGCCUUUGGGUGUCUCUGACUCUAGGUUCUUCAGCCUGUAGACUCUGGGACUUGCAUCAGCGGCUUCCCAGAUGCUCUUAGGCCUUUGGCCUGAGACUGAGAUCUACGCUGUUAGCUUCUUUGGUUUUGAGGCUUUCAGGCUUGGAUUGAGCCAUGCUACCAGCUUCUCUUUCCCCAGCUCGCAAAAGGCCUGUUGUGGGACUUCACCUUGUAAUUGUGUGAACCAGUUCUCCCUAAUAAACUCUUUUUUAAUAUACAUAUAUCCCAUUGGUUCUGUCCCUCUGGAGAACCCUAACACACACCUCAAGUGGGCACUGAACACUGCCAAGCAGGCCAAGUUUCCCUAGCGAGUUUGCCUUUCCACUUUUCCAAAAUGAUCGUUUCAUAGCUUCUCUUCCAUUCUCAACUUCUUUCACACAUCUCUCUUGCCUCCCUUCCCACACUCUAUUCUCAUCUAAUGACCCUUUUUAUAUUUUAUUGGAAAAAUGAAAGCAAUGAGUUGAGUUAUUUCUCUUUACCACUAUCAGAACUUUUAUCUGUAAUCAUAUUCCAAGUUAAAGAGAAAAAAUUUCUCUGGCCCUAUCAAAGUCCACUCUUUGAACUUGUACUCUGGGUCUCAUCCUGUGUCUUUAGAAAGGCCUCAAUCUUUCACCCCUCUCUACUGCUUUAUCCACCUCUUCUUUUCAAUUAGAUAAUUCUUAUCUGCAUCAAAUAUGCUCUAUCAUUUAUCAUUUAAAGGAAAAACCUCUUUAAACCAUAUUCCCCUCUAGCUACAACCUGACUUCUCGUCUGUCUUAACAGCAAAACUUCUCAAACGAUACAUGUCUUUACUUCUCAUUCACUCAACCCUGCUGUUCUCACUACUUCAUUAAAACUGUUCUCUAAGGUCACCAAGGGCUCCAUCCUACCCACCUGAAACAACUAAAUAAUGGACGAAAUGUAUGAUACAGCAGUUUUCAAAAUGGUAUCAGGCAACAAAUGACAGUGAUCCCUGAGAGAUGGUAAACAACUAACAUAAGCCCUACUCUUGCCCCAGCUUACUGCCUUCAAAGAGGUUCCAGGCCACAGAUCAGACAGGAAAACCCAGGCAGAGCCCUGCACACUCCCUGUGUUAAGGAGAUGAAUCUGAGAGUUCAGAGUGAACAAAGCAGCUAAAGUCUACAGGACAACAUAUCUGAGAAAAGAGAGCAACACACAGCGAGAACUCCAUAUAUCUGCAGUGCUCUACCAAGAUCAUCCAACAGAGUACUUACAAGUGCUUGCACACAAGAAAUCUAUGUGAAGGUAGGGAGAGAAUCACCCAAAAAGAUUAGAGGUAACAGUGUCUCCUAUAUGUGGAAGCCUAUUUUAAAAGAGCUUCAUUUGAAAUAGAACUGCUUUCAAAUGGUACAUUGUGAAUAAAAUGAACUCAUUGUAAAGUACCAUAUUUCUAAACUACAAAGAGAAAAAAGAUUUAAAAUUUUAUAAUGAAAAUAUUUCAAAAAUAAGUUAUCACAGAUAACUUCUGAUAACUGCCUCUUUUUUCUUUUAGCAACAGACCCACUGUACCUUGUGAAAAAAAUGUCAACUAGCUCCAGCUUGACUUUUUUUUUUUUUGAGAUGGAGUUUCCUUCUUGUCGCCAAGGCUAGAGUGCAGUGGUGCAAUCUCGGCUCACUGCAACCUCCACCUCCCAUAUUCAAUCAAUUCUCCUGCCUCAGCCUCCUGAGUAGCUGGGAUUACAGGCGCCUGCCACCAAGCCCAGCUAAUUAUUUUUUAUUUAUUUUAUUUUUUAGUAGAGACGAAAUUUCACCAUGUUGGCCAGGCUGGUCUCAAACUCCUGACCUCAAGUGAUCCACCCUCCUCAGUCUCCCAAAGUGAUGGGAUUACAGGCAUAAGCCACCAUGCCCAGCCCAGCUUGACUUUUAAAAAGUGAUAUUAACUAAAAAUAAGCAUUUUACUAAUUCACCAGGAUUUAUUUGUGAAGACAUCAGUUGCUGAAUUUGCAGUGGACAAGGCAACUCAAAGCAGAAAGGUGUGGUUGAUUUAGAUCAAAACAGCAAAGUAAAAUCCAAGUUCAGGAGUAAUCACACUAAUUUUCAAGCAACAUUAACAUCCUGCAAUAAGGAGAAAAAAGCUAGAUAUCACCAGUCAGAAGAUUUAAAUGUCUUACAAAUUUGUCAGUCUAAUGAGAAAUACAUAUUAGGCAAAAGACUGAAAACUUUUCUUCUCACUUCUGAGUAUAGUUGGAAUUCAAACCUAAUCUGAACUAAUCAACAUUAACAGUAUCCAACAUCCAAUAAAAAAUUACAAGUGCCUAGAAAGCAGAAAAAUGUAGCACAUAAAAGGAAAUCCAGUCAAUAGAAACAGACUCAGAAAUUACAAAAAUGAUGGAACUAGCAAUAAGAGUGUUAAAAUAACUAUGAUAACUAUAUGUAUUCAAAAGGAAGAAUGAGCAGGAGAGAAAUUAAAAAUUUUUAAAACUAUAAUUUCUAGAGAUGAAAAAUAUAUAUGGUAUUUUUAAAAUUUAAUGGAAUUAAUACAGAUUAGACACUGUUGCAGAAAAGAUUAUUGAAAUUGAAGCAUAGAAAUAGAAACUAUGUAAAAUGAAGCAAAGAGAGAAAAACUGCUGAGCAAAAUUAGCCAAGUCUUGGAAAUUUGGGGACAACAUUAAGUAGGCUUAUAUACAUGUAGUUUGGGUCCCAGAAGAUAGGGUGAGGACAGAAAAAAUAUUGCAGAAAUAAUGGCUGAAAAUUUUUAAAUUAGAUGAAAAUUAUAACCCCACAGGUCCAAGAACUUCAACAAACCCCAAGAAAGAUAGUACAUAAAAGAAAUUAAAAAUUAUGUCCAAACACUUCAUAAUCAAAUUCCUGAAAACCAGUGACACAUAGAAACAGCUUAAUAGCACGUGGAGGAAAAAAAAAUUCUUAAUAGCUGAAUAAAUAAUGUCUAUAGACUUAUUUUCAGAAAAUUACAAGCCAGAAAAACAGAAUGACAUUUUUCAAGUGCUGAAAGGUUGGGGCAGAGGGGGGAACCCCUAUCAAUUCAGAAUUGUAUAACCAGUGAAAGUAUUCUUUAAAAAUAAAGUUUAAAGACAUUUUCAGAUGAACAAGGACUCAGGUAAUCACAGUUAGCAGAUAUGUAUUACAAGAAAUGUUAAAGAAAAUACCCCAUACAGAAAGAAAAUAAUGGCAGAUGGAAAUCUCGAGUUACACCAAGAAAUAGAAAUCAGUGGAAAUGGAAUGUUCAAUAAGUAUAUUUUAAAAAAUCAUUUUCCUCAUAGUCUAAUUUCUUUAAAGAUAGCUGUAAUAAUAAUGUAUUAUAGAGUUGAUUACAUAUAUAGUGCAGGACAACAUUAUCUUGCUCAAAGAAUGGAAGUAUAGUCUUUCAAGAUUCUUACAUUAUAUGAAAAAUGGUAUAUCAUUAUUUGAAGGUAAACUGUGAUGAGUUCAAGAUGCUACUUGUGAAACUUAGAGAAGGGUUUCUCUGUCUUAGCACUAUUGACUUUGGGUCUGGAUAAUUCUUUCUUGAGGGGCAUUAUCCUGUACACAAAAGGAGAUUUAGCAGCAUCCCUGGUCUCCACCCAGUAGAUGCCAAUAGUAGCCAAACAGGCUUCCCUGCCCCCCAGUUGUGACAACCAAAAAUGUCUUGACAGUGCUAAAUAUCCCUUGGGGAGGAAAAAUCAACUCUGGUUGAGAAACACUGUUUUACAGCCUUAGAGCAGCCACAAAAAUAUAUAUACAAUAUAUAUAAAGAAUGUGUAUAUGUGUGUGUCUGUAUAUAUCUGUAUCUAUAUAUAGACAUAACACACACACACACACACACACACACACACACACCCAGAGGUGGAGAUCAAAUGGAACACUAAAAAAAAAAUUCCAAACCAUUAUCAGCCACUACAAAAGCACACUGAAGUACGCAGACCAAUGACACUAUGAAGCAACAGUAUUAAGUUUGCAAAAUAACCAGCUAGCAUCAUGAUGACAGGAUCAAAUUCACCCAUACCAAUAUUAACAUUAAAUGUAAAUGGGCUAAAUGCCUCAAUUAAAGGACACAGAAUGGCAAGCUGGAUAGUCAAGACCCAUAGGUGGGCUGUAUUCAAGAGACUCAUCUCAUGUGCAAAGAAACACAGGCUCCAAAUAAAGGGAUGGAGGAAAAUCUACCAAGCAAAUGGAAAACAGAAAAAAAGCAGUGGUUGCAGUCCUAGUUUCUGAUAAAACAGAUUUUAAACCAACAACAAUUAAAAAGAAAAGUACUACAUAAUGAUAAAGGGCUCAAUUCAACCAGAAGAGGUACUAUCUUAAACAUAUAUGCACCCAAUACAAGAGCAUUCAGAUUCAUAAAACAAGUUCUUAGAAACCAACAAAGAGGCUCCCACACAAUAAUAGUGGAAGACUUUAACACCUCACUAUCAAUAUUAGACUGAUCAUCAAGACAGAAAAUUAACAAAAAUAUUCAGGACUUGAACUCAGCUCUGGAUCAAGUGGACCUGAUAGUUAUCUACAGAUCUCUCCAUCCCAAAAUGGCAGAAUAUGAAUUUUUCUUGGCACCCUAUGGCACUUUAAAAUUAAUCAUAUAAUUGGAAGUAAAAUACUUCUCAGUAAAUGCAAAAGAACUAACAUCGUAACAGUCUCUCAGACCACAGCACAAUCAAAUGACAACUCAAGAUUAAGAAACUCAAUCAAAACUACACAAUUACAUGGAAAUUGAACAACCUGCUUCUCAAGGACUCCUGGGUAAAUAAUGAAAUUAAGGCAGAAAUCAAGAAGUUCUUUGAAACUAAUGAGAACAAAGAGACAAUGUACCAGAAUCUCUGGGAUGCAGCUAAAGCAGUGUUAAGAGGGAAAUUUAUAGCACUAAAUGUCCAUAUCAAAAAGCUAGAAAGAUCUCAAUUUGGCAUCCUAAUAUCCCAACUAAGAGAACUAGAGAACCAAGAGCAAAAAAACCCCAAAGCUACCAGAAAACAAGAAAUAACCAAGAUCAGAGCAGAACUGAAAGAGACAGAAACACACACACAAAAAAAAAACCCCAAAAAAUCAGUAAAUCCAGGAGCUGCUUUUUGAGAAAGAAAUUAAUAAAAUAGAUAAGACUACUAGCUAUAUUAAUAAACAAUAAAAGAGAGAAGAAUCAAAUAAACAUAAUAAAAAUGAUAAAGGGGACAUCACCACUGACCCCACAGAAAAACAUACAACCAUAAGAGAAUAUUAUAAACACCUCUAUGCAAAUAAAAUAGAAAAUCUAGAAGAAAUGGAUAAAUUCCUGAACAUAUACACCCUCCCAAGACUGAACCAUGAAGAAAUUGAAUCCCUGCAUAGACCAAUAACAAGUUCUGAAAUUGAGGCAAUAAUAGAUAGCCUACCAACCAGAAAAAGCCAGAACCAGAUAGAUUUACAGCUGAAUUCUACCAGAGGUACAAAGAGGAACUGAUACCAUUCCUUCUGAAACUAUUCCAAACAACUGAAAAGAAGGAACUCCUCCCUUACUCAUUUUAUGAGGCCAGCAUCAUCCUAAUACCAAAACAUGGCAGAGAUACAACAAAAAAAGAAAACUUCAGGCCAAUAUCCCUGAUGAACAUCAAUGUAAAAAUUCUCAAUAAAAUACUGGCAAACUGAAUCCAGUAGCACAUCAAAAAGUUUAUCCACCAUGAUCGAGUUGGCUUCAUCCCCAGGAGGCAAGGCUGGUUCAACAUAUGCAAAUGAAUAAACAUAAUUCAACAUAUAAACAGAAUGAAUGACAAAAGCCACAUGAUUAUCUCAAUAGACGCAAAGAAGGCCUUUAAUAAAAUUCAACAUUGCUUCAUGUUAAAAACAAUAAACUAGGUAUUGAUGGAACAUACCUCAAUAAGAACCAUGUAUGACAAACUUACAGCCAACAUGACACUGAAUGGGCAAAAGCUGGAAGCAUUCCCCUUGAAAACCAGCACAAGAUAAGGAUGCCAUCUCUCACCACUCCUAUUUAACAUAGAAUUGGAAGUUAUGGCCAGAGCAAUCAGGCAAGAGAAAGAAAUAAAGCGUAUUCAAAUAAGAAGAGAGGAAGUCAGAAACUGUGUCUGCAGAUGACCUGAUCCUAUAUGUAGAAAAUCCUAUCAUCUCAGCCCAAAAGCUUCUUAAUCUGAUAAGCAGUUUCAGCAAAGUCUCAGGAUACAAAAUCAAUGUGCAAAAAUCACAAGCAUUCCUAUACACAAACAAUAGACAAGCAGAGAGCCAAAUCAUGAAUGAAUUCCCAUUGGCAAUUGCUACAAAGAGAUAAAAUACCUAGGAAUACAGCUAACAAGGGAAGUGAAGGAACUCUUCAAGAAGAAUUACAAACCACUCUCAAGGAAAUCAGAGAGGACACACAAAAAAAGAAAAACCAUUUAAUGCUCAUGGAUAGGAAGAAUCAAUAUUGUGAAAAUGGCCAUACUGCCCAAAGUAAUUUAUAGAUUCAAUGCUAUUCCCAUUAAACUACCAUUGAAAUUCUUCCCAGAAUUAGAAAAAUCUACUUUGAAAUUCAUAUGGAAUCAAAGAAGAACCCAUAUAGCUAAGACAAUUCUAAGUAAAAACAACAAAGCUGGAGGCAUCAGACACUUCAACCCAUCCUACAAGGCUACAGUAACCAAAACAGCAUGGUACUGGUACAAAAACACAAAUAUAGACCAAUGGAACAGAAUGGAGAAUUCAGAAAUAAGACCACAAAUCUACAACCAUCUGAUCUUUGACAAAUCUGACAAAACAAGCAAUGGGGAAAGGAUUUCCUAUUUAAUAAAUGGUGCUGGGAGAACUGGCUAGCCAUUUGCAGAAAAUUGAAACUGGACCUCUUUCUUACACCUUAUACAACAAUUAAUUCAAGAUGGAUUAGACUUAAAUGUAAAACAAAACUAUAAAAACCCUAGAAGAAAAUCUAGGCAAUACCAUUCAGGACAUAGGCACAGGCAAAGAUUUCAUGACAAAAAUGUCAAAAGCAAUUGCAACAAAAGCAAAAAUUGACAAGUGGGAUCUAAUUAAAGAGCUUCUACACAGCAAAUGAAACUAUCAUUAGAGGAAACAAGCAACCUAAAGAAUGGGAGAAAAUAUUUUAAUCUAUCCGUCAGACAAAGGUCUGAUAUUCAGAAUCUACAAGGAACUUAAACAAAUUUACAAAAAAAAAUUAAAAAGUGGGCACACUAAAUGAACAGACACUUCUCAAAAGAAGACAUUCAUGUACCCAACAAACAUAUGAAAAAAAGCUUAAAAUCACUGAUCAUUAGAGAUAUACUAAUCAAAACCACAAUGAGAUACCAUCUCAUGACAGAAUGGCAAUUAUUAAAAAGUUGAGAAACAACAAAUGCAGGUGAGGAGAAAUAAGAACACUUUUACACUGUCGGUGGGAAUAUAAAUUAGUUAAACCAAGGUGGAAGACAAUGUGGCAAUUCCUCAAAGAUCUAGAGCCAGAAGUACCAGCAAUUUGACUCAGCAAACCCAUUACUGAAAGGAGUAUGAAUCAUUCUAUUGUAAAGAGUCGUGCAUAUGUUCAUUGCAACACUAUUCCCAAUAGUAGAGACAUGGAAUCAACUGAAAUGCCCAUCAAUGAUAGACUGGAUAAAGAAAAGUUGGUACAUAUACACCAUGGAAUACUAUGCAGCCACAAAAAGGAACAUGAUCAUUUUCCAUUCCUGCAUUAGUUUGCCAAGAAUAACAGCUUCCUCAGCAAACUAAUGCAGGAACAGAAAACUAAACACUGCAUGUUCUCAGUUAUAAGUGGGAGUUGAACAAUGAGAACACAUGGACACAGGGAGGGAAACAACAUACACUGGGGCCUAUCAGGGUUGGGGUUUGCCAGGGGUAGGGAGAGGAUCAUGAAAAACUGCUAAUGCAUGCUGGGCUUAAUACCUAUGUGACGGGUUGAUAGGUGCAGCAAACCACCAUGACACAUGUUUACCUAUGUAACAAACCUGCACAUGUAUCCCAGAACUUAAAAUACUCUGAAAGAAAGCAGGAAAAGGACAAGGAAAUAAAAAACAGAUGUAACAGAGAGAAAAUAAAAAUAAGAUGGUAGAUCUAAAUCCAAGCAUAUUGAUAACUGCGUUAAAUGUAAGUGAUCUAAAUUUCCCAAAUGAUUGGCAAAGAUUAUCCAACUAGAUUUUUUAAAGCAAGGAUGUGCUAUCUACAAGAAAUCUCAUUUUAAAUACAAAGAUUCAGAUUAAAGGUAAAAGGAUGGAAUAAUAUAUACUCUGUAAACACUGAUCUUAAUAAAUCUUGACUACCUAAUAGGAGACAAAACAAGGACUAUUACUUAGAACAAUAGUGAACCUUUUAUAAUAAAGUAUUAAAUGUGUAUGUACAUGAAACAGAAACUGACUUAACUGAAAACAGAAAUAACCUUAUAAUUAUAGUUGAAGAUUUCAACACUUGUUAAUUGAUUAAACAAGCAGGGAGAAAAUCAGUAAGGACGUAAGAUGCUUGAACAACCAAUCAACCAAUCUGACCUAGUUGUUAUUUAUAAAAUCCCCAUAAACUGUAAGAAUAUGUAUCUUUUUAAGGGGCACAUGGAAUAUUUGCAAAUAUAGAUCAUAUGCUAGGCAACAAAAUAAGCUUUAGUACAUUUAAAAGAACUGAAAUUAGAGACUUCUGAUUUUAAAAUGACAGCAUAGAAACAAGCUGGCUUCACUUUCUCUUCCACAGAAAACAAAAACCUGAUAAACAGUGAUGAGAUUUACACCAGCAACAACCCAGACUUCAAACAGAAGGAUGAGACAGAUCCCAGGACUACAGAGAAGUGAAUAAGCUCUGAGCAGACAGUAGGAGAAUUAGACUUUCUCAUCUGCAAAGCCUACCUCAUCCCCCAUUCUGCCCUGCAGUAAGCGUGCAAAAAAAAAAAAAGAAAAAAAAAAAUUUCCCCAACUCAGUUUCUACACUGAAAAAAGUGAGAUUUAGGUGGCCAACCAACUUUUCCACCAUCCUGGUUUCCCUGGCAGGAGACUUAUCCUUGCCUUUACCCACAGGAAACACUGUGACUGUCUGAAGGGACAGUAUUGAGAAAUAGCCAAUGAGGACAGGUAGAAACAAAAGGGGAAGGUGUGACUACCAUCCUUAGCUCUGGAAAUUGCUUUGUAACUCAGCCAAAUGGGAUGGCAAGUCAGAGUGGCUGUUCACCAGCUCCACACUAUAAGGAGGUAAUUUAACAUAUCCCUUGGGCACAAACCCCUUGCCAGCGUUCUCACACUGCCAUGAUGAUUCCUUUAGAACCUCCUCCAUUCAGGACAGACAGUGCUCCAAUAAUUUACUGGAGCUGAGGUUAAUCUGGGUUUAAGGCACCACGUAAAGCUGAAAAAGAGGAAGAACCUAGCAGUAAAGAUUUGCUAAGCAGGCCAGCCAUGGUGUCUCAUGCCUGUAAUCCUAGCACUUUGGGAGCCUAAGUUGGAUCAUUUUAGGUCAGGAGUUUCAGAAAAGCCUGGCCAACAUGGUGAAACCCUGUCUCUACUAAAAGUACAAAAUUUAGCUGGACAUGGUAGCAUGUGCCUGUAAUCCUAGUUACUUAGGAGACUGAGGCAGGAUAAUUGCUUGAACCUAGGAGGCAGAGGUUGCAGUGAGCCGAGAUUGCAUCACUGCACUACAGCCUGGGUGAUGAAUGAGACCCUGUCUAAAAAAAAAAAAAUUAUGCCAGGUGUGGUAGCUUAUACCUGUAAUCCCAACACUUUGGGAGGCUGAGGCAGGUGGAUUGCUUGAGGUCAGGAGUUCAAGACCAGCUUGGCCAACACAGUAAAACCCUGUCUUUACUUUAAAAAUACAAAAAUUAGUCAGGCAUGUUGGCAUGCACCUGUAAUCCCAGCUACUCAGGUGCUGAGGCACAAGAAUUGCUUGAACCUGAGAGGUAGAGGUUGCAGUGAGCCAAGAUAGCAUCACUGCACUCCAGCCUGGGCUCUAGAGCAAGUAAAGACAGAAAACAGAAAACUGAAAGAACUAAUUCCUCAAUGAAAAGACAUAGACAUAUAUCCAAAAGAAACAACAGCAAACAGGUGAUACCAGUUUGGAUAUUUGUCCCCUAAAAUCCCGUGUUGAAAUGUUACCUUCAGUGAUAGAGGUGGGGCCUAGUUGGAGGUAUUUGGUUCAUGGGAGUGGGCCCCUCAUGAAUGGCUUGAUAUUCUCCCCAUAGUAAUGAGUUCACAGGAGAGUUGUUCAUUAAAAGGAGACUGGCACUUCCUCCUAUCUCUCUUGCUCCCUCUCUUGUCAUGUGACAUGCUAGCUCCCCUUCACUUUCUGCCACGAUUGUAAGCUUUCUGAAGCCCUCACCAGAAACAGAUGCCAGCACUAUGCUUCAUGUACAGCCUGCAGAAUGAUGAGACAAUUAAACCCCUUUUCUUUAUAAAUUACUCAGUCUCAAAUAUUCCUUUAUAGCAAUGCAAAUAGAUUCAUACAACACAGAAUUAUAACCUCCCCGAAAGGACAAAGCAAAAAUCUGUAACUGACUCUAACAAGAUGGUGAUUGUGAGCUCUCUAAGAAUGAACAGUUUAAAGGAAAGUCAGUGAUUUCCAAGGUAACCCAGAAAUCAAACCCAAAAUAGUAGAAUAAAAUAAAAGAUCAGAGAAGAAAUGAAUGAAAUUGAGACAAAAAAAAUACAGAUUAAUGAAAGGAAAAGUUGGGGUUUUUGUUUUUAUUGUUGUUGUUUGUGGUUUUGUUUUUCAACAGGGUCUUGUUCUGUUGCUGAGGCUGGAGUGUGGUGGUAUGAUCACAUCUCACUGCAACCUUGAUCUCCUGGGCUCAAGCAGUUCUCCCACCUCAGCCUCCUGAGUAGGUGGGACUGCAGGUGUGCACUACCACACCUAGCUAAUAACUUUUUGUAGAAACAGCAUUUUACUGUGUUGCCCAGGCUGGUCUCAAACUCCCGGGCUCAAGCAAUCCUCCUACCUUAGCCUCCCAAAGUGCUGGGAUUAUAGGUGUGAACCACCAUGCCCUGUCAAAAGUUGGAUUUUUGAAAAGAUAAACAAAAUUAACAAACCUUUAGCUAGACUUAUGAAGAAAAAAAGCAAGAAUAUCCAAAUAAAGAAAGUCAGAAACAAAAAAGAAGACAUAACAAUGAGACCCCAGAAAUAUAAAGAAUCAUUACAGACUAUUAUGAAUACCAAUAUGCCAAUGUACUGGAAAACCCAGAAGUGGAUAAGUUCCUGAACACAUACAACUUACCAAGAUUGAACCAUGAAGAAAUAGGAAACCUCAGCUAACCAAUAGCAAGUAACAAUAUUUAAAGCCAUAAUAAAAAGUCUUUCAUCAAAGAAAAGCUCAGCAUCUAAUGGCUUCACUGCUGGAUUAUACUGCACAUUUAAAGAAGAACUAAGGCCAGGUGCAGUGGCUCACACCUGUACUCCCAACACUUUGGGAGGCUGAGGUGGGAGGAUCACUUAAGAUCAGGAGUUCAAGACCAGACUGGCCAACAUGGUGAAACCCUGUCUCUACUAAAAAUACAAAAAUUAGCAGGCAUGGUAGUAGGUACCUGUAAUCUCAGCCACUCUGGGGCUUGAGGCAGGAGAAUCACUUGAACCCAGGGGACAGGAUUGGAGUGAGCUGAGAUCAUGCCACUGCACUCUAGCCUGAGUGACAGAGUGAGAUUCCACAUCAAAAUAAAUUAAUUAAUUAAAAAUUUUAAAAAAGAACUAACACCGAUCCUAGUCAAUUAAAAAAUUACUAGUUUAUGAUUUUGGACACACAGGUAUGAAGAUGUAAUUUUAUGACAUAAACAACUGAAAGGUGUGGAAAUAGAGCUGUUAAAGUAGCAGAAUUCUGCAGGUUGAGUUAAGCUUAAAUAAAUUCAAAUUUGAGUAUUACAUAACUUUAGAAUGUUAAAUCUAAUCCCAUAGUAACCACAAAGAAAAUGGCUAAAGAAUAUACACAGAGGCUGAGCGCAGUGACUCACACCUGUAAUUCCAGCACUUUGGGAGGCUGAGGUGGAUGGAUCACCUGAGGGCAGGAGUACAAGACCAGUCUGACCAACAUGGUGAAAUCCCAUCUGUACUAAAUACAAAAAAUCAGCUGGGUGUAGUGACACAUGCCUGUAUUCCCAAUUAAUUAGGAGGCUGAAGCAGGAGAAUUGCUUGAACCCAGGAGGUGGAGGUUGCAGUGAUCCGAGAUUGUGCCAUUGCACUCCAGCCUGGGUAACAAGAGCAAAAUUCUGUCUCAAAGAAAAAAAAAAAAAAAGAAUAUACACAGAAAGAAUGUAAGUGUUUCUGACAGUAAUGCAGGAAAUGAGAAACCAAAAUGCUAGAAAGCAUAUAGAAAACAAACAGCAAAAUGACAGAAGUCUUCUCUUAUUGGUAAUUACUUUACAUGUAAAUGGACCAAAUAAUCUAAUCAAAAGAACAGACUGGCAAAAUGGAUGUAGAUGAAAACCAUGAUCCAUCUAAAUGCUCUCCACAAGACAUUUGCUUUAGAUCCAAAGACACAAAUAGAUUGAAAGUGAAAGGAUAGAAAUGGAUAUUCCAUGGAAAUAGAGACCUAAAGAGAAUAGAAGUGGCUACGUAAUAUCAGACAAAAUAGACUUUAAGUCAAAAAAGGUUGCCAGAGACAAAGAAGACAUUAUAUAUUAACAAAAUAUUCAAUACAGCAAGUAGAUAUAAUAAAGAUUUAUGCAUUUAAUGACAAACUAUCAAAAUAUAUGAAGCAAAAACUAAUAGAAUUGAAUGGAGAAAUAGUUCUACAAUGAUAGUUGAAGAUUUCAAUAUCCCAUUCUCAAUAAUAAAUAGAACAACCACACAGAAGAUAAGGAAAAUAGAGGACUUGCACCACAGAAUAAACCAAUCGGAUCAAACAGACACAUAUGGAACACUCUACCCAACAACAACAGAAUACCUAUUUUUCUCAAGUGCACAUGAAGCAUUUUCCAGGACAGACCAUAUAUUAGGCCACAAGCUAAGUCUCAAAAGACUUUCCAUUUAUUUGUUUUGUCUCAUCUGACUCAUCUUCCAUCAAUAGACUUUAAAAGAUAGAUAUUUAUCAAAGUAUCUUUUCCAACCACAAAGAUAAGAAGUUAGAUAUCAGUUUCAAGUCAAAAAAUAGAAAAAUUCACAAAUUUGUGGAAAUUAAACAACAUACUGUUAACCAAUGAAACAAAGAUGAAAUUACAGGAGAAGUUGCAAAAUACUUAGAGGCAAACGAAAACAAAAUCACAACAUACCAAAACUUAUGGGACACAGUGAAAGCAUUGCUAAGUGAAAAAUUAAUUGCUAUAAAUGUUUAUAUUAAAAAAUAAAAGAUCUCAAACCAACAACCUAACUUUACAAAGCAAGGAAUUAGAAAAAGAAGAACAAACUAAGCCUAAAGCUAGUAGAAGGAAAGAAGUGAUAAAAACUAAAGCAGAGAUAAAUUAAAUCGAAAAUAGAAAAAUAAUAGAGAUUAACAAAAUCAAAAGUUGGUUCUUCAAAAAGAUUAACAGAAUUGACUGAAGUUAGAUAGACUAAGAAAAAAGUGAGAAGACUCAAAUUACUAAAAUCAGAAAUCAAAGUGGAAACAUUACUACAAAUUCUACAGAAAUAAAAAAGGUCUAUAGAGUACUAUGAGCAAUUAUAUACCAACAAAUUUGAUAACCUAGAUGAAAUAGAAAAAUUCCUAGAAACAGAAAAUUCACCCAGAUUAAACCACAAAUAAAUAGAAGUUUUUAAUAGACCUAUACCUAGUAAGAAGAUUGAAUCAAUAAUCAAAGUUUUGUUUUAAGAAAGAAAACUCUGUACCUGAUAGGAGAGGAAUGGUGGUGAUUGUACAACAGUAUGAAUGUACUUAAUGUCAUUAAACUAUACACCUAAACAUGAUUAUUAUAAAUUUUAUGUUAUAUGUAUUCCCUACCAUAAAAAAGUAGAGAAAAAAAGAAUACUAGGCUCUUCACAUAAAGAAAAAUCUAGGCGCGGCGAGCUGAGGGUGGCGGUGGGCGACAUGUUCCAGGGCCCGGAAAGCGAGGGCGGUGGCCCCGGCUCCAGGGCCACGAAGCCCCCAGGAGGAGAAUCGAGCAAUCUUUUUGGAAGUCCAGAAGAAGCUACUCCUUCCAGCGGGCCUAAUAGGAUGGUAUCUAAUAUUUUUGGACCAACGGAAGAACCAAAGAACUUACCCAAGAGGACAAAUCCCCCAGUGGGUAAAGGAAGCGGUAUCUUUGACGAAUCAACCCCCAUGCAGAUUCGACAGCACCUGACCCCACCUGCAGGGAAGACCAGCGACAUUUUUGGGUCCCCGGUCACUGCCACUUCACGCUUGGCACACCCAAACAAACCCAAGGACCAUGUUUUCUUAUAUGAAGGAGAACCAAAAUCGGAUUUUUUUUUUUUUUGAGAUGGAGUUUCACUCUUGUUACCCAGGCUGGAGUUCAAUGGCGCGAUCUCGGCUCACUGCAACCUCUGCCUCCUGGGUUCAGGCAAGUCUCCUGCCUCAGCCUCCUGAGUAGCUGGGAUUACAGGCACGCACCACCGUGCCCAGCUAAUUUUUUGUAUUUUUAGUAGAGACGGGGUUUCACCAUGUUGACCAGGAUGGUCUCGAUCUCUUGACCUCAUGAUCCACCCGCCUCGGCCUCCCAAAGUGCUGGGAUUACAGGCGUGAGCCACCACGCCCGGCCAAUCGAAUCUUAAAGCUGUGAUGAGCAUCCCAGCCGGACCAGAACCGGGUGAGAAAGGCAGCGCCAAAGAAGCAGGCCUCUUGAUCCAUUACUUGUCAAUUUUGCUUGUGAAUUCUUCCUUUUUUCCUUUCAUCAGCCUUAAGUCUAGGCGUUUUGUUUUUCGCCAGUGAUGUAGACAGUUCCUUUCACGAGCCACGGUUCUUCCCAUAAAUAAGGCCCACUGACCUCUGCAGGACUUUAAAAAUCUAUCCAGUUAUAUCCGAGUAAGUGGCUUAUUUGAGUUCUUCCUGUGUCUUCCUUUAUUCCUGAAUUGGUUGGUGGAAAGAAGAGAUGCUUGGGAACCUUGUGUUCUUAGGUUUGGAUUCUUUAAUACUAUAUAAAAAGCUAUUUUAAAUACCAGCUUUACAUAAAUGACUGUUGACUCUGAUCUGUUUCUGACACCUUUUCAGAAAAAAGUCAGUUGUUCAGGUACACCAAAGAGGAAGAAUAGCUGUGUAGGCCGCCCUCUGCAAAGCUUUAUAGAACUUAUGGAUUUAACUGACGAACAAGGUUCCAGAAGAGACUAGAGACCUUAGGCCAGGAGAUGAAGGAGUAGAGUAGUGAAGUCACAGCUGUCCAAUUCUCUGAGCUUCAAUAACCCAGCUAAUGAGAUGCAAAGGUAGUGUUGCUUUCAUUGUCAGAAGCCCCUCCCCAUCCCCCUAAAGGGCUGCAGGCUCAGUUCUCAUGCUUCCCUUGGGUGGGCAUCUGUUUACAGGAGAAUGUCUGCGUGGUGGCAGCUUUGCUCUGAAUGCCUACAAAGCUAAUGCUUGGUGCUACAAACAUCAUUAUUGUUUAACUUUAGAAAAGCAGCAGCUGUGUUCAGUCAGGUUCACGCCGCCUCACUGCUUAAGUACCUGCAGGAGUUGCCUGCCUGCCCAGCUCCCCUUCCCACACCUGGCACAUUGAGGGUCUGCACAAGGCUGUGUCAACCAAAGACACUUUCCCCGUUUUGAUUGCCUGUAGACUUUGGAGCCAAGAAACAAAGUCUUGUGACUUUGUGGCUCUACACACACUUCGAAUGGUUUGUGCUUCAAAGUCACUUAGGUCACUUGAAACAAUUUAAUGCUGGAAAUGAAAUAACAUUUAUAACAGUGUUUUUUAAUUGAGAAAAAAUGAUUUACGAAUUCCAAAUCAGAUUGCCAGGAAGAAAUAGGACGUUACAGUGCUGGGACCUGUGACUCUCCCAGCCCCUGCUGUCCACUAGGUGAGAGGAAAAGCUCUUUGCUUCUGCCCUUGGCAGGGACUUCUGGAUGAUGGGAGAAACCAGAGAUGGGAAUGAGGAAAACAUGAACUACAGCAAAAGCCCCUGGGCAGCUGUGAAGGAGCCCCUCACCUUACUCUCCUUGUGCCUGCUCUGCCUUCUUUCCCUCUUCGAGGCCAUGGGGCUCUCUUCCCAGUGCUUAGUCUGGUCACUGGGAGAGGAGGAGUUCCUGCACAUGCAAGCCUGCUGUGUGGCUGUCAUCUGCAUUUGGGAGGUGCUCUGUACAUUGGGGACUGCCUGUAUUUGGAAGAUUGAAAAACCUAGCAUCCUCUUCUCACCCAGAAAGUUGCAUUGAGAAAUGACUCGUCUCUCUAUUGGUAUUAAGCCUUAACUCUUUUUUUUAAGUGCAUUUGGUGCCAACAUUUUUCUAGAGCUGUAUCAAAACAGAAAGCCUGUACUCACGUCACAACAUCAUUUUGAUAGGAGCAUUUCGUUAUUUCUCCAAGGCAGAAUUGGAUGUAACAGUUAAAUUAAACAUAGUAGUCAUGUGUUCA
Molecule: messenger RNA, 25880 nt
Organism: Callithrix jacchus (white-tufted-ear marmoset)
Lineage: Eukaryota; Metazoa; Chordata; Mammalia; Primates; Cebidae
Source: RefSeq, a predicted model, not a curated record